Molecule: messenger RNA, 4815 nt
Organism: Sitodiplosis mosellana (orange wheat blossom midge)
Lineage: Eukaryota; Metazoa; Arthropoda; Insecta; Diptera; Cecidomyiidae
Gene: trpl
Product: transient-receptor-potential-like protein
Exons: 15
Coding region: 670-4548 (1292 amino acids)
Biological process (GO): regulation of cytosolic calcium ion concentration; manganese ion transport; calcium ion transmembrane transport
Cellular component (GO): cation channel complex; membrane
Molecular function (GO): inositol 1,4,5 trisphosphate binding; store-operated calcium channel activity; protein binding
Source: RefSeq, a predicted model, not a curated record
AGACUCAGUAUGUUUUACUCGGUUGCCUAAAAAUCAUCGGCUUGUUGCUUGCGCGAACAGUCAACCCAUCGUUUUGUGUGAUCAUUCCCGGAAUCAAUUUUCUACACUCGAUAUUUGUGAUAAUUUACGCCUGGAAUAUACUUGUGAUUGGAACAAAUAAGAAGAACGACCAAGUAAAGAACUAAAUCAUUAAUCAAAAGUGAAGAAAGCGAAGAGAGAAAAAAAAACUGAAAGAAACAGAAAAAUAAAAAUCGAAAUACGGGAGGCACAUUGAGCGCAGUCCACGUUAUUUUUUUUUCUUUCCCGACGACAACGACCAAAACAACAGAAUUUCUAUUAUUAUUUUAUUUUUCUCUUCUACUUGUUGUGACCCGGUUGGAUUAUGUGCAUCAUUACAGUUGCAAUGAAUCAUAUGUGCGCUUAAUGCGUGAACUGGAAUCAUACAUUUAUCAUGGCUCUUAUGAAGCAAUGAAGCAAUGAAGCAAUGAACUCAGAUUAACUGCAAGCACAUUCCUACAGCAUCCACCACAUUCUGGAUAAAAGAGACAGAAAAUAUUUUGUGAUCACACUCUCACACAACACCAACUGACUGCAAAGAAAAACGGGAAUUAUUAUUCGUUUUUUUUUUUCGUUCGCCGUUCGAAAGUAAAACGCGCGCAAUCCACAAACAUGGCUCACAAGAAAGGCUCCGGCUCGGGCGCAGUUGGUCUGCAAAUCGACGCUCCAUCCCGAUGCAAUUCACCACGUCCAUCGAUGGCCAGUCUUGAUAUGUCAUCAUGUGUGCGCGUCUUACCAAAACCACUUUCACUGGAGGAGAAGAAAUAUCUACUAGCUGUCGAAAGAGGAGACUUGGCUAACGUGCGACGUAUGCUACAACGAGCGCACCGUAAAAAAACAUUCGAUAUCAACUGUUUCGAUUCGCUAGGGCGAGGCGCUCUUACGAUUGCAAUCGACGCAGAGCAUUUAGAAAUGGUUGAAUUGCUUGUUAUCAUGUCGGUGGAGACAAAAGAUGCCUUACUGAUUGCAAUUAACGCCGAAUUCGUUGAGGCUGUAGAACUUCUUUUAGAGCACGAGGAACUUAUUCAUAAGGAUGGCGAACUAUACAGUUGGCAAAAAGUUGACGUGAAUACGAGCAUGUUUACACCGGAUAUAACACCAUUGAUUUUAGCUGCGCAUAAAAAUAAUUAUGAAAUUUUGAAAAUUCUCUUGGAUCGUGGUGCAACCGUUCCAACUCCACAUGAUAUUCGAUGCGGUUGUGAUGAUUGUCUUCGAAAAUCAUCCGAGGAUUCGUUGCGAUUCUCAUUGAGCCGUGUGAAUGAAUAUCGUGCAUUGGCCAGUCCAUCGUUGAUUGCGCUCAGCUCAACCGAUCCCCUGUUGACCGCGUUCCGAUUGUCAUGGGAAUUGCGUAAUUUGGCCUUUGCCGAACAGGAAUGCAAAUCGGAAUAUUUGGAUUUGCGUCGUCAAUGUCAACAGUUCGCUGUGGAUCUAUUGGAUCAAUCGCGUAGCUCACAGGAAUUGGCCAUCAUUUUGAAUCAUGAUCCAGAGGCACCACCAUACGCCGAUGGUGAUCACAUGAAAUUGGCACGAUUGGAACUUGCGAUUGAGUACAAACAAAAGAAGUUUGUGGCUCAUCCAAAUAUUCAACAACUUUUGGCAGCACUUUGGUAUGAAGGUGUACCCGGUUUUCGUCGUAAGAAAGCUGCCGAGAAAAUGUUUAUCAUCAUUCGUGUGGUUGUAUUCUUCCCAUUGUACUGUCUCAUGUAUAUGCUAGCACCGGAAUGCGGUAGUGCCAAACUGAUGCGAAAACCAUUUAUGAAAUUCUUGAUUCACGCUUCGUCUUAUUUGUUCUUCUUGUUCAUUUUGAUUUUGGUGUCACAAAGAGCGGAGGUACAUGCGAUAUUACUAUUUGGGACGGAAAGUAUGAGGAAAAGUAUGGAGGAGCAGUUGCGACGACAGCGUGGUAAUGGACCGUCACCGCUUGAACUGCUCGUCCUGCUGUAUGUCGUUGGCUUUAUAUGGGAAGAAACGCAAGAGAUUCUCAACGAAGGAAUUCGCAGCUACUUACGAAACAUGUGGAAUUUCAUUGACUUUUCGCGAAAUUCACUUUAUUGUCUGGUUGCUUUGCUGAGAUUUAUUGCCUACAUUCAACAAACAUCGGAAAUUUCAAAGGAUCCCAGUACAGCCUACAUUCCACGUGAACACUGGGAUGAUUUCGAUCCACAAUUGAUUGCUGAGGGUCUGUUUGCUGCGGCCAAUAUUUUCUCGGCCAUUAAAUUGGUUCACUUGUUUUCGAUCAAUCCCCAUUUGGGACCGUUGCAAAUUUCUCUCGGCCGAAUGGUUAUCGAUAUCGUCAAGUUCUUCUUCAUUUACUCGCUCGUACUGUUCGCAUUCGCUUGCGGUUUGAACCAACUGCUGUGGUACUUUGCCGAUUUGGAACAUUCAAAAUGCUAUGACAAACCAAAUGGAAUGGCAGAUUGGGAAAAUCAGGGUGAUGCGUGUAUGAAGUGGCGUCGGUUUGGAAAUCUAUUCGAGUCGUCGCAGUCACUGUUUUGGGCCAGUUUCGGUAUGGUUGGAUUGGAAACGUUCGAACUCGAAGGUAUUAAAUCGUACACCCGGUUCUGGGGUCUUCUCAUGUUCGGUUCAUACAGUGUGAUCAACGUAAUCGUCUUAUUGAACCUGCUUAUUGCCAUGAUGUCCAACUCGUAUGCAAUGAUUGAUGAACAUUCUGAUACUGAAUGGAAAUUCGCGCGUACCAAGCUGUGGAUGAGCUACUUUGAAGAAAGUGGUACUCUGCCUCCACCAUUCAAUAUUUUGCCAUCGGUUAAAUGGAUUACGCGAUUAUUCAGAAGCAAAAAGACUCGCGAAAUCAAACGCGGCUCAACCAUUCGUCGACGAGAAGACCGAGAAAAUCGAUAUACAAAUGUGAUUAGAUCGUUGGUAUGGCGUUAUGUAUCGGCAAUGCAUCGUCGAAUGGAUGAUGAAACCGUGACUGAAGACGAUAUCAACGAAGUGAAGGGAGACAUUUCGGCCAUGCGAUACGAAUUGCUUGAGGUGUUUGAACGGAAUGGCAUGGACAUUUCGACGGCUGACAAAAAGGAAAAAUCUCAUUUGGCUAAGCGAAUGAAGGUGUGGGAACGUCGUUUGAUGAAAGAUUUCCAUGUUGCACCGUCCGAAGGUGGUGCCGAAGGUGAAGAUGCGGAUAAAGUGAAUGAAAAGGGAUUGGCACGAUUCCGUCGCGUUGCCCAUGAAGUGGUCCAAUCGACCGCAACACAUAAGUGGUCGGCAGCUGUACAGGGUGUCACAGACACCCAAAUCGGUCGAUGUCGCAACCGUAACAGCUUCCGAAACCAACAGAAUCUGGCGAAGGCAAUGAGUGAAGCGAAACGUUUGGUUCAACAUAGUCCAAUCCAAUCGCGUCCAUGCACUCCACUCGAGUACAGCGAUCCAACGACAAACACUUUACUCGAACUGUUGAAGAAUAUUAGCGAAGAAAUUGGCGAAUACCCCGGCUCUCGAUCACCAAGCAAACAAGAACGGGAGAAUUCCAUUUUGCAAUUGCACGCAAUGAUCGGUAGUAAGGCACCGUCACCAUUGCCACCAAACAUUGUGCAGUUGGCCGAAAGUAUGGCUAAGAUUGACGAUCAAAAACAACGACAAUCCAUUUCAUCGACUUUGUCGCAAAUUAGCAACGAAUUGGAUAAAAUGAAAACGCGUUCACGUUCUGGAUCAUUUGAUGCUAGAGGCCAAGACGUUGUACAAUCACCACCACCAGCGUCGACAUCACCCAUUGGUGGUCGCGUGAAGACACCUGAAAUGAAAUCACCAAAAUCAAAAUCGCCUGAAGUGAAAGGGCGUAAAUCAAUCACAUCGAUCGGUUCAAGUGGAUCAUUUGGUGAACCAAGUGUUAGCGGAGCUCGUUCACCAUGUCCAACAUCCAAACCGAUUGUUCCAUUACCCGAGAUUCAAAUCACUCGUACCGAAUCAAAUCGGUCGACCAUAGAUGAGAAAUGGGUAAAACCUAAAGAACUGGAAGAAGAUAAAAUGAACGAAAAGCCGAAGGCAGGAGCACCAAAGGUGAUUAAACGUCGUGCUCCGGCCCCAAUAAGUGAUGGUCGCGAUAUUUCGAUAUCUCGCCCGGUUGUCACUAAGGUUGACCACAGCAAGGGAAUGAUACCACCACCACCGUUGAAAAUCCAAAUGCCGACCACAUCUGGUUUCUCCUCAAAGUCAGAACCAUUUAUUGCACGUCCACCAUCUCCUGCAAAGGUGGUUGAACGACCACCGUCACCAUUGCCACGUCCAGCAUCGCCAUUGCCCCGAAAAUCACCAACCCCACCACCACCAAAAUCUCUAGCAUCCAUUAAUUCGUCAUUUGCACCGCAAUCGAUGGACUCGCUCACGAGCAGCUCGGAAAGUUUGGUCAAAUCCAGUGAACCAUCCAGCGAAGCAAAUCAAGCGGCUGGUUCACCACCAACAUUGCGUCCCACUAGUCGCAAGGUGACCGAUGUCACCACGAUAAGACGUCAACCAAAAACCGGCUGGCUUUAAACAAAAACUUGUUUAAACAACCGUGCCUUUUAUCUCUCGAUUCAUAGGAAUGAUUUCAGAGAGAGAGAGAAAAAGAUGAAAAAAGCUAAAAUUUAUAUGAUGGCGCAUAUGAUGCCAGUUUAUAGGGGCGUAUUUUGUAUUGAAACUUUAGAAUGAUUCAACAGGGAAAAAAACAAUUUCAACAUAUUAUUUAUUCAAAUGCUAUCAAUGCUAAUCUUCAAAUUCAGAUAAUAAAUUUGACUAUUAAAACCAAUAACAACCAAGAAA